AACUUUAUUCCACUAAAAUGUCUUUCUUGCAUAGGCAUACUUUUAACAUUGUGCAAACACACACACACCCAGCAGGGAUGUAAGUGUAAGAGGCACACACACACACACGCACACACACACGCAGGGUGUAGUCUGAUGCCACGGAUUCCCGCCCUGCCUCCUUCCUAUCCCCGGUCAGCCUUUCAUAAUUCACUCACAGAUCUAUUCUUACUACUCACUCAGUCCUAUCCGCUCGCUGUGAAAUCACUGACCUCCCCGUCACAGCAGGCUCCUCCCCCGCGACGCCACGCCGACCCUCCAACCGACGGCGAGCUCGACCAAUAGCGACCGGAGUCCCCUCUCCCACUGUCUCCCGCGGGCCAAUCAGAACGCGAGUGGGCGGAAUCACCGUGGGCCUGGCAUUCAGGUUUGGUUGCAAAGAGAGUCUUUUCCCGGCUGUGAGCACUGACAGAGGACAGCUGAGCCGAGGAGACUUCAGGACGGAGGGCAUAUCCUACCACACCUCUGCUUCAAGCAGCCACCUCGACUGUGGAAUAAAAAAAAAAAAAACUCGGGAAACUCUUUGGAAGCACUCAUCGUUACCUUUCAAACGGAAUGGAUUUCGAGAAGACCUAACCCGGAUGGUUUGCUGCGCGAGUGUGUUUUUCUUCUUCUUCCUUUUUUGAAAAGUGGAGUUUGGCAACUUUUAAAAAGGAGGUCGCUUUAAAGUGUUUUCUGGAGGGGGGGAGAAACUUAACUCACAGACGAAAUGGAUCAAGCCAGCGGUGGGGAGGACCCCAAUAAACCCUCUAAAAAGAAGUCCAGCGAGGACGAGGGUAAAAACAAAAAGCUGAACAUACACAUUAAAACAUUGGCUGAUGAUAUGCGUGAUCGUAUAACUAGUUUCAGGAAAACAGGGAUGAAGAAGGAGAAGCCCCUCAUACAGCACCCAACAGAUCCCCUCUCUACGCAGACCGAGCUGCCUGUUCCUCAGCCACUCUUCGACGACCGCUCCAUGAACCUCUCGGAAAAGGAGAUCAUCGACCUCUUUGAGAAGAUGAUGGAGGACAUGAACCUGAACGAGGAACGCAAAGCCCCUCUACGUGGAAAGGACUUGAGCACCAAACGUGAGAUGGUGGUUCAGUACAUCUCAGCCACUGCCAAAUCUAUAACUGGGAGCAAAGUUGCGGGUGGACUAAGAAACAGCAAGCAUGAGUGUACACUUUCAUCACAGGAAUAUGUUCACGAGCUGCGUUCCGGCAUCACAGAGGAAAAGCUGCUCAACUGUCUGGAGUCCCUCAGAGUUUCUCUCACUAGCAACCCUGUCAGUUGGGUUAAUAAUUUCGGUCAUGAGGGUCUCGGCCUUCUCCUGGAUGCUUUGGAGAAGCUCCUGGACAAGAAGCAGCAGGAGAAUAUUGACAAACGGAACCAGCAUAAACUCAUCCAGUGCUUGAAAGCUUUCAUGAACAACAAGUAUGGACUGCAAAGGAUCCUGGGAGAUGAGCGGAGCCUGUUGCUGUUGGCACGAGCCAUCGACCCCAAACAGACCAACAUGAUGACAGAGAUCGUCAAGAUUCUCUCUGCCUUCUGUAUUAUCGGAGAAGAAAACAUCCUGGAUAAGAUUCUGGCUGCCAUGACAAUUGCUGCAGAGAGGAACAAUAAAGAGAGAUUUGCUUCAAUUGUUGAAGGGCUGGAGAACCACGAGGCCCAGCAGCUCCAGGUCGCUUGCAUGCAGCUGAUCAACGCCCUGGUCACCUCCCCCGACGACCUGGACUUCCGGAUACAUCUACGCAACGAGUUCUUAAGAUGUGGCCUCAAGAAGAUCCUACCUGAGCUAAAAGAGACGGAGGAGCUCGACAUCCAGCUGAAGGUGUUCAACGAGAACAAGGAGGAGGACUCCAUCGAGCUCUCCCAUCGCCUGGAUGACAUCCGCGCCGAGAUGGAUGAUAUGAAUGAGGUGUACCAUCUCUUGUCCAAUAUGGUGAAAGACACCGGCUCAGAGACGUACUUCCUGUCGAUUCUUCAGCACCUGCUGCUCAUCAGGAACGAUUAUUACAUCAGGCCUCAGUAUUACAAGGUGAUAGAAGAAUGCGUGUCUCAGGUGGUCCUGCAUCGCAGUGGGAUGGACCCCGACUUCGGCUACAGCAAACGCUUGGACGUGGACUUCACUCAUCUGAUUGAUCAGUGUGUGGAUAAAGCCAAAGUUGAAGAGAUGGAGCAGAAGGCUGCGGAGUACUCCAAAAAGUUUGAUGAGGAGUUCAGCGCGCGGCAGGAGGCCCAGGCCGAGUCUCAAAAGAAGGAAGAGAGAAUCAAAGAGCUGGAGGGGAAGAUCCAGACCCUGGAGUCCCAGUUAACUAUUGAAAAAGACAAGCUCAAAGAGGCUCAGAGACUCAUCAGGGAAUCUGAAGCCAAGAUUGCAGCGGGUCCAACUGCUCCCGGAGCGCCACCUCCACCACCCUUACCAGGCGGUGCAGCAGCUCCCCCUCCUCCUCCCCCACCUCCCCCCCCACCUCCACCUGGUGGCUGUCCUCCCCCUCCUCCCCCUCCUCCUCCGCUCCCUGGCCACGCUUGCAUGCCACCGCCACCUCCACCACCUCCCCCAGGUGGAGGACCUCCACCUCCCCCACCACCACCUGGUUGUGGGCCCCCACCUCCCCCACCUUUCUUCGGGGGCCCAGGUGGGCCUCCGCCGCCUCCUGCACUCCCUGUCGUCAAGCUGCCUUAUGGACUGGAGCCCAAGAAGGUCUACAAGCCAGACACUGUGAUGAAGAGGGUCAACUGGACCAAGAUAGUGCCUCAGGAAAUGGCAGAGAAUUGCUUCUGGAUCAAAGUCAAAGAAGAGAAGUUUGAGAAUCCUGACCUAUUUGCUCAGCUCUCCCUCUGCUUCUCGUCGCAGAGCAAAGUCAGAAAAGAUGUGAAAGACGAGACUGACGACCGAAUGCAACAAUUCAAGAAAAAGGCGAAAGAGCUUCGCAUCCUGGACGCCAAGACAGCGCAGAAUCUCUCAAUUUUCCUGGGCUCGUUCCGCCUGCCUUAUGAAGAGAUCCGGGACAUUGUGCUGGAGGUAGACGAGGAAAGACUGAGCGAAUCACUCAUCCAGAACCUGAUAAAGAACCUGCCAGAGCAGAAAGAGCUGAGUGCGCUAGCGGAACUAAAGGGUGAAUAUGAAGAGCUAGUGGAGUCGGAGCAGUUUGGCAUUGUGAUGAGUUCAGUAAAACUUCUACGGCCACGUCUCAAUGGCAUUAUGUUCAAGCUGACAUUCGAGGAGCAGGUGAACAACAUCCGGCCAGACAUCAUGAAUGUGACGUUCGCCUGCGAGGAGGUGAAGAAGAGCGAAGGCUUCAGCAAACUCCUGGAGUUAGUGCUGCUGGUCGGCAAUUACAUGAACGCCGGCUCGAGGAACGCCCAGACGUUUGGUUUCAACAUCAACUUCCUCUGCAAGCUCCGUGACACCAAAUCCAUCGGCCAGAACACAACGCUUCUUCAUUUCCUGGCUGAAAAGUGUGAAGAGAAUCACAAAGUCAUCUUGAAGUUUCCAGAUGAGCUGGAGCACGUGGAGAGUGCCAGCAGAGUGUCUGCUGAGAUCUUGAAAAGCAGCUUGACCACCAUGGAACGUCAAAUCGUGAGGCUUGAGAACGACAUCGAGAACUUCCCCAAAAUGGAUGACCAACAAGAUAAGUUUGUGGAAAAGAUGUCGGGCUUCUGCAAGCAUGCCCGGGAGCAGUACGAAAAACUGUCCACGAUGCACAAGAACAUGCAAAAGCUCUACGAGAGCAUCGGCAGCUAUUUCUCCUUUGACCCACAAGUAGUCAGCGUGGAGGAUUUUUUUGGAGAACUGGCCAACUUCCGCAUCCUCUUCAUGGAAGCAGUGAAGGAGAACCACAAGAAGAGGGAGAUGGAGGAGAAGAUCAAGAGAGCCAAGCUGGCGAAGGAGAAAGCAGAGCGCGAGAAGCAGGAGCGCCAGCAGAAGAAGAAGCAGCUGAUUGACAUGAACAAAGAGGGUGAUGAGACCGGAGUGAUGGAUAGCCUCAUGGAAGCUCUACAGUCCGGAGCGGCCUUCCGCGAUCGGCGAAAACGGACACCACGCAACGGUGAUCAAAGUCCUUCCAGUCCAGGCUCUCGGUGGCCGGGUGCUAACUAUGGUAACAGAACACUAGACAACCGCCGUGCAGUCCUGGAAAGGUCUCGUUCGCGCCACAACGCAAAUCACCAACCUCGAUGAUCAGCCGCGCCUACCACAAGACGCUAGAUAAGUGCCAAAGAGGCCUGCGAGGUGGAGACCAGGAAGACAACUGACGGAGGGGUGGACCACCCCUAACACACACGAGAAAUUACCCACACACACACAUGUACACACACACACACACACACACACACAACAUCAUGCAAGGAACACAAAAAAAGCCUAAAGGAUCCACACGGAGCUGGAGAGUCUACAGAACACCAUACACAGACAUUUGAUUUUCAAAUUGUUGGUUCGACGCCUUACAUAUUUAUUCAAUACUUCUCUGUCAACGUUCAUGUCCUGUCUAGAUGGUUCAUAAAAAGCAAAAAUAAUAAUAAUAAUAAUAAUAGUAAUCACAUGUUUAAGGCUGCUGCAGUUUGAAAUGAAAAGCUGUUUUUUUUUUCCUGACUUGAUUUGAAGCCUUCUACUAAUCAACAUACCACAGUUCACACGCAGGUCUGAUUUUUACAUGAAACAACAUGCAGUGUGUUGAAAAACCGACACUCUGCCGAGAUGGACUGUACCAUAGUGAGUGUUCGUCAACCCGGCAAACACACCACACACAGUGUAUUCAACAAGAGGGAAGCAGGGCCAGCUCUCCCGUAAACGGAAGACAGGGCGAGGCUUACAACACCACCCGUGUUGGCGAGCCCACGACCUGCUGAACGGUGAACUCUUAACGAAAGAGGGAGCGGUUGCUUAAAGAAUGUUUGGCUUUUUGUUUCCCUCCCUCCUUCGGUCAACAUCAAGAGUCCACAUGGAUCAUUUUUAAUUUCAUUUCAUAUCCCACAAGAGCCACGAGAGCCGAGGCCGUCACAGCAUGUGACUCAUGGAUCUUAAAACUGUAAUCUCCAUUUUGACAGGAUGCUUUUUUUUUUUCUCUUCUUGGUUGUGUAAUAUCUAACCAACGCCUCGGGGGUGCUGAUCUCUGUCCCAAGGUCGCUUCUGCUGUUAACAUGAGAGACUGACACAUUUCUAAAUGCAUAUAACUGCCUAGAGGAGCGAACAUGACCCGCUGACCUUUCCUGCGGUCACACAGGUUUUCAGUGGGGGAGGCUUGAUUAUACAAGGGUAUUAGAAUGUUUCUUUUUUAAUAUUAAUCUGUUUCAUUGUUUGUGUUUUGUUCUAUAUGAAUGCGCCCCUGAAAAAAAGUCGAGAAAAUCACAUCUGUUUUGGAGAAAAGCGGAAAAAGUUUGCUUCAUAUUCCCACAGCAGGUUUUCGAUUGAUUUUUUCAAAUAACAAGUAAAUAAAAAAAAAAUAAAUAAAAAUAAAAAUACAAGGUCUGCAGGAUAACCAAGACAUUCAGUUUUGCCGGAGCACAUUUUGUUCCAACAGACAUGUAAUAAAUAUAAACAGGGCUAAGCAGCUUAAAAAAUCCACAGCUGAGAUUCCAAUGGAUCCGUUAAUAUUGCAGAACAAAAUGUGAAAUGUUUUAAGGCUCAUCUGAACCACAGGAGAUAUUUUAUUCAUUCAUUUAAAAAAAAAAAAAAACCUUUGGGAGAGAAGCAAUCUGCUGAGGAAAUCCAGUGAAUCAAACACUAAAACCUAUUAAAAGCCUGUUUCCUGGUGGGGAUCUGCCAAAAUACUUAACAUCUUUUUCCCAAUAACAUCUCUGAUGAAGCAUUCUGCAUCCAAACAAACACCUGAUCGCUUGGUGGUCCUGUACAAAAUAGCUGAAGCUCCUCUGUUAUUCUUGGCUCCUCAUGUGGGUCCCACCGUGGCACAGCUUCUCCACGUGAACAAUUUAUUCAUAUAUUCAUGCCCGGGGUGGCCCUGUCCCCUCACUGCCCCUUAACUGUAAGCAGAUGCCACAAAAAAAACAAAAAAAACCCAACAGUUGAAUCCACAAAGAGAGCAGGCACGGCUGGAAUAAUCGACUGAGGGGGCACAGAAGACAAGAUGAUGCUUGUCUUAGCGAGUGAGUCUCGCAACGCCCUCAAAUUCCCCAGCACUAAUGUCGUAAGCGACUCUCCCACCAAAACACAAGUCACCUUCGUAAUACCAUAACUCUGCUUUAGGCCUUUGUGUGUCUGUGUGUUUGUGUUUGGGGCGAGUGUGUGCUUGUGUGUGUGUGUGUGUGUGUGUGUGUGUGUGUGUGUGUGUGUGUGUGUGUGUGUGCGUGUGCCAGCUCAGUAAUCGGAACAGGAACCCGGGCAAAAUAGGAUUCCGUGUGCUUGACUCCUGGGCUGAAUAGAUGGAGAUUUUUCAUUUAAACAAUCUGCCAGUGCAGCUUGUGAUGUGUCUGUUUCAUGAUGCCUCCCUCUCCCAGCUUGCAUGCUUCCGAAAAAUGCAAUUUUACACAUCAUCUCGGCUCAAGGUGCAUCCACAAUGCUCCGAGAAGUCUGAAUAUUUAAGAAGACAAUAAUUCUCCUCUGAAUAUAAGGUUUUCGAGCAGUCGCACAGAGAGAGCGCAGAGAAUGAGGUUUCCGCAUAAGGGAUUCUGCACAGAUAGGAGUUUUUGAGGAUGCGUUGUGUACAGCAGAUAUAGACGUGCCAUCAAAGGCUGUGAUUUCCUCUUUCUAAUCACGACUUAUCCUUUUGUCCUCGGCGCCACCACGCCUGUGCAGUUCAAAGUACUUAACAGGACCCUUUUUUAAAAUAUAAGUUCUCCAUCAACGCCGACGUCUCACGUGACGCUCAGUGUUUGUUCACCUGCUGAUUGGAUACUGUACGCCGAUGAUAAUUCCAAUGUAUAUUAGUCUUUAUGACUAAUUUGACUUAAUUCAUUAUUUAAUCAAUACUUUGUUUUUGUUCACAUGUGCCAACAGAACACACAGUUCUCAGCAUACAAUGACAGAAAGUUCCUGUUUCUUUUUUUUUUUGUUUGUUUUGUAUAUCAAAGGGAGUACAGGUCUCUUUUUGUCAAAGUAUAGAAAAGAUUGUACAGACAUAAUAACUUCUUUUUUUGUAAUUUUAGCCAUCGUUUAAUGAACAAUGAUCCCGUUAAGAACUGUCAUUCAAAGUAGGAGAUUUUGAUGUGAUUACAAAAUGAUAGUCGUGUGGUAUUUGUUCUCUGAAACACUCAAACAUCUUUUGUGAGAUGUCAUUUAUUUGACGUUUUAAAGAAAAAAACUUAAAAAAUAAUAAUAAUAAAAAAAAAUUACCUUUGUCAUGAUGCCAUCAUAGAACGUGAUGAGCUAAAAGCUACAGUGUUCGCCAUUGUAGAAGUUCCAGAUCGCGCAUCUUUUCCAGGCAACACUGAUCCGUCAUGGUUCCUGAGGGUUUUGUUUAGUUAUUUCCUGUUUUAUUUUGAAGUGCUCUUCUCACGCGCCAUGUUUCACUCUAGAUCCAUGUUAGCCUCUGUACUGUUUCCCCAACGUCAGCCCUGUGGCUCCUGUGUCCCUCAUGUUUCUCAUGUUCCUUGUGCUUCUUUGUUUGGUACUUUAUUUACUUUUUGUAUUUUUUAUGUUCUUUGUUUCUCAGCUUCACCCCUGCCUGCCCCUUUUGUUUUUGUUUCUUGGACUUUGUAUUUUGGUAUUUUGGAUGGAUUUCAUUUUUCUAUGUGGACAUCAGCUUUUUGUUUUCACCUGCCUCCCUUUGUGUGUCUUGUGUUUGGAUCCCUUUUAACCCUGGACAGUAUGAACUGACCAAUACCAACCCAGCAAACAAAAAAAAAAUCUCUGGUGGAGGAGUUCAAGGAGUUCUGCUACACUUGUGUAGUGUUUGCAGUCAGCCGUCAAAAGCUCUUUGGAAUUAGAGCGCAGGUUGAAAAAAGGGCGGGAAAAGGACGGCGGGAAGAAGUGAAAAACAAAACCUGACACGUGAGGAGAGAUAAAACAGGAACUAACUAGACCAAAAAACUCAAACCAUGACGUGAUCACCUCGGACACUAUGAAUAGAAUAAAUGCACCGUAAAACUUUAAAUGGCUGAAAACGUUAAAAGUUCAAAUAUUUUUUUCUCAAUGUGAGCAACUACAGCAACGACUACUUUCAGUUGUAAGGGGAAACUUCUACAAUGACAACAUUCCUCAUCGUCCCUGUAAAAGUGAUUGUCGUGUCUCUCCCUCAUUCCAUCGUUUAGGAUAAUCAGACUGAUGUGUUUUUUAUAGGGAAUAGCCGGAGAGUCUCAGGUCGAAGCGCCUGAACUGUUCCAUCAUCUUAGUGUGAGAAUAAAAAUAAAAAAACGGCCCUCUGUGUGCUCGGGCCCAUCAUCCCAUCUGUCUUUUAGGUUGUGACUAACAAACCCCCGAAACCCUAUGAUAUGACUUGUGCUCAUGGUAAUUGUGAGAAGAACGAGGAGGCAGGGGUAUGAAGGAUUUAUCAGAAAUCGUUUAAGGUGCCAUUAUGGUGGUGAUUGGUGGUAAUUAAAAAAGGAAAAAAAAAGUUUGUAACUCACACUCACUGACUGUGCACUUUACCUCACACGAUCUACUGCUCAGGCGGAGAGAAAGAGAAAAAGAAAAAAAAAAGUUGUUUGAAAUGUUUGAUUACGACUUCGCCACUAACAGAGUGAACUAUUUGCAAAGUAUUUCUCUCGGCAAACAGUUCCAGCUGCCACAUAUCCACUUCUUUUCCCGCUUCGUUAGCGCUUGCUAUUGAUUUUUCCAGGAAGGCCGAUCGCGGCUGAAUCAACAAGCGGGCGCUCAUAGCUGUUGACAAACCCUGUCCGACCGUGAUGUGUAAGCUGCCAUAUCCCUGCCUACCUUCCCUCGUUGUCAUCGAGUAUGUUUUAUUGUCUUAAGAAACAUUUAUAUUUGUAACAUUUUAAGUUUAUUUGUAUCUUUAAGAACAUGAAAAAAACAAAACAACGAACUGGUUAUGCACACUGUCCUUCCAUAGGCUAUGUAAUGGAAUAUGAUACUAAAUAAUAACCACUUUGUUAUAUAAACUGAUUUCUGAAAGAUA
This is a messenger RNA of Acanthopagrus latus (yellowfin seabream), 9050 nucleotides long. It is a transcript of the gene diaph2, whose product is annotated as diaphanous-related formin 2. Bases 749 to 4201 code for a protein of 1150 amino acids. Lineage: Eukaryota; Metazoa; Chordata; Actinopteri; Spariformes; Sparidae. Gene Ontology annotation, biological process: actin cytoskeleton organization; actin filament polymerization. Gene Ontology annotation, cellular component: actin filament; cytoplasm. The record is from RefSeq and is a predicted model, not a curated record. Gene Ontology annotation, molecular function: actin binding; microtubule binding; small GTPase binding. The transcript has 31 exons.